AUGAGUAGCCAAAAGGUAUAAAAGACAAAAAAUAGGUAUUCUAAAAGUCAACAAUUUGAGCCAUUAGCGGGAUUGAAUAGAGAGCUCAGAACUGAAGACUCUGAUAGAAAAAUUACUGAUACAAAUUUGUUAUUAAAGUAGAAUAUGACAACGCAGUCUGAUUAUGAAAACGCUAUAAAAACAUAAGAAGUGAUAAUUGACACAGAGGUAUCAUAGCACGCACUGAUGCAUUAUCCUAAAAAUGGUAAUAACAAUAACAAAGUUGAAGAUAAUGUUGAGGAUAAUGAAGAAGAUAAUGAUGUUUUUGACAUAUUAUAUGGUCAAAUAUAAAAUGAUAAAUCUAAUCGUUAAAUUCAAGAAGAUAGCUCUAAAGUUAAAUCAGAUUAAUAAAAUACAAAGCCUUAACAGUAUGAGACAAAAAAAUCUGGUUCUUUCUUAAAUUAGGACUACUAUGAAUUAUAAAAUAUGAAGGAGUAGUAAGCGAGUGAACAAAUUGAAUAAUAUUCUAAUGGUUAAAACAACCAGGAUAAUAUAAUUAGAAAUGCAUAAUCGAUUAAUAUAAGAAUACCUCUUUAAGAAACUUUAGACAAAGAUUUAAAAAUAGAUUCUGAACAGUAAAAAAAUAUUUAGGAAUUAAAUAAUAAAAAGACUGAUUCAAUGAAAAAUUCAAGAUUCUAAAACCAAUCUGUUUUCUAAGAUAAACUUCGUUACAUUUAAAAUUUAAAGAACAGGUAAAACAAAGAAAUCAAUUAAAAUAAAAGAGAUAGUUUGGCCUUAUUUAAAAAUGCGACUCCGAGUAAUUAGGAAGAUAGCCAAUAGGAAAUUAACAAAAAAUUAUUUGUGUAAAAUAGAAAAACUUUAUAAGGAACGGUAAUUAUAAAUGAAGGAGAUAAUACUAACAAUAAGUUAGUUACACAGAAAGCAAAUUAGAACUGGAAUAUGGUAAAGAAGUUAAGCAUUAUGAUGAGGUUUAAGCAAAAACUCAACAAAAUUAUAUAGCAAAGACUAUAAAAUAUAAAAGAUUUUCAUCAUCGUAUGAUAGGAGAUUGCACAGAUGCACCUAUUUUGAAGAUGGAAGAAAAAAAAGAAAAUAUUAAAAGCUUAUACUAUAAAAUUUUCUUAGAAACUUACAACCCAGAGUCAUUACUGAUCAUUUAUUAUAAAAUUUUCAUUACAUUAUACACACUCUUUAAUGUAAUUUAUUUACCUUUAAUUUUUGGAUUUGAUCUUGAUUUAGGCACUGCUUUUAUUGCUAUCCACUCAUGCACUAUUAUUAUCUUUCUUUUUGAGAUAUAUGCUAGCUUUAGAAUUUAAUACUAUCACUUAGGAGAGCUUGUUACUGAUAGGAAUUAGAUUUAUUCUAAAUAUCUUAAUAAUAAGUUCAUUACUGAUUUGAUCACUAUUAUAGCUCUGGUUAUCGGUUAUGAUAAAAAACCUGCUCUCCUUUUUAUUUUAGUUAAAAUUAGGAAUAUUCUUUCUUAUCUAUGGGAUAUUGAUAAUCAUUACUACUUGGCUGAGAGAUAUAAUGCUUUGUGGAUAUUAAUCAAACUAUUUGGGUUUAUUGCGAUACUUUGUCACUACUUUGCUUGUAUAUUUCAUUAUACUGGUAUGGUUUAGGAACAUAAAUACCCAGAUGUUACCACCUGGACUAGAGAAUUUAACUUAAUAGGAUAACCUUGGUCAUUGAGAUACAAUUAUUCAAUAUACUUUUCAUUUAUAACAUGCAUCACUAUUGGCUACGGAGAUAUAACCCCAAAAAAUACUAACGAAAGAAAUAUUGUAAUAUUAAUUAGUUUGAUAUCGACUGGUUGUUUUUCAUAUUCAGUAAAUACAAUGGCUACUGUUUUUUAAGAUUUUCUCAAUAAAUCUAAGAAAUCAAAAGAGAUGAGGUAUGAUGCAAUCAAUUACAUGAGAGAAAGGAAUAUUCAUAAGAAUCUGCAAUUAAGAGUUUUGAAGUAUAUUGAGUAUAUUUACCAAAUGGAAGCUCAGUCGCCUGAUAAAGGACUCUUUGCCAUAAAUUAAAUAUCUGGGCAUUUAAAAGCCUAACUUUUUUAAGAUUAUUAUGGGAAAAUUAUCAUACAAGAUAAGCAUUUCUCAUUAAAUUAUAGUAAAGAAACAAUAGACAAGCUUUCUUUAAAAAUGAAAGAGAGGAUCUACGGACCUGGAGAAAUCAUUUUUGAUCAAGGAGAACAAGAUACAAGAAUUUUCUUUUUAAUGAAAGGAGAAAUAGAAUAUUAUUAUCCUAAUAGAGGUAAUAAGUAAUCUGAAUACCUAUCAAUAUUCUAAACGCAAUAAAAUUAGUUUUUUGGUUAUAAGGGCUUUAUUUCUGGAAUUCCUCGUGAAAUGACUUGUAGGUCUAUCAAUAUAACUUAAGUUUUCUACUGCACUCGUGAAGAUUUAGUGUCAAUUUUAAAGGAAAAUCCACUUGAAUAUGAAAAAUUUUGUAAGCUCAGAGAUGAAUAUUUAUUGCAAUAUUCAAGUUUAGGAGAGAAAUGUUUUUCUUGCAACGAGUAUGGGCAUACUAUUUCGGACUGUUAUAAAAUAAGGUAUGUUAAAAAUAAAGAGCUUCUCAUUUUAAAGAAAAACUACUCAGCAAACUAAGUUAGACAAUUUGUUUAAAGGAGUAAUAAAAAAUAUGCGACAUUCCUAAACAUGUCAAUAACUUCUUUCGAAGCUAUUAAAUGCAAGUUAAAAAAUGUAAUGCAACUUCAAAGGUAGCAUCUAUCAGAAGAGGUUAUAGAUAAAAUCAUCAUUUAAGAACAAUCUAAUCACAAAAGAUUCUGUUUAAAAUAUCCUAGCAUUAAACUUACUGAAAAUUGUAAUGAGAUUCUUUUAGGUAAAAUGGAUGAACCAUUUGAAUACAGCACCAGUGAUUCAGAUAGUAACUUAUCACAAAUAUCUGAAGAUGAGUCAUUAUCAGAAUAAUCUAGCUCAGGUCUAUAUGAUUUAGAUAGUACUUAGCGAGAUCAAACUCUAAAUAAUAUUUAAAAAUCAGAAAAUAAAAGAAGCUUUGCUAAAUCAUUUAAAUUGAAUUAGGAGUAAAAUCUAGAAGAUAUUUAAUAUGAUGAUAAUGAAAACAAAGACGAGUUUUAAGAAUAAACUAAUAAGGUUUAGAAAAUAGAAUUUACUUUAGAAAAAUAAAAUAGCAACUAAGGUCUCUUGAAAGACUCUUCUAAUUAUUAAAUUACUGAAAAUAAUUAAUCUGAAUAAAUUGCAUAAAAUUUGAUUGGUAAUGAAUAUUCGAAAAAUACUAACAUCUAUGACUCAGGUGUUAAAAAUAAGAUUCUACUGAAUACUCCUCAGAGUAAUAACCCUUAAGAUCGUGAAUAUGAAAUAACUAAAUAGUUAAUUGGGUCACCAUCACUUGGUAGUUAAGAAAUGUUGAACAGAUAUGCAAACGAAAGCAAAGCAAAAAGUAUUUAAUGGAAUAAAAAUGCCAAUAAAAAAUCAAUAUUAAUAAAAAGCAAUAGUCAAAACCAAGAUUAAGAUAAACCAACAAAAAUGAAUAGCUAAUCUAAAAUAUAACUAAAUAGAAAGAGUAUCAACAAUUUUUAAAAAGCUAACAAAUAUAUAUAGAAAUUAAGAGAAAAAUUUGAUAUAGCUCCAAGCUAAACUGAUGAAAAUAAAUAUUUAUCAAGUACAGCAUAGAGAUUUGCUAAUGUUGCUUAAGAGUUAACAAUGACCAAUACGUAUGAAGAUAAAAAUGUAUCAAUUCUAGCUAAUAAAAAGAGUGCUUAAUAUCCACAAUAUGAACAAUAUAAUUCAAAGCAAAUGAAUAACUCAAAUAAAUAUGAAACAAAUGAAAAUAUAAUUAAUUUCUACUAAGGAUAAAUAAACAGGUUAGGUUAGUUUUUAAAUUACUUCUAAAAUUAACAAAAAAGCAGCAACAAAAUCUAAGUUAACAGCACAAAUAAUCUAGCCAAUGAUUUUCAAAAUUAGCUUCCACCACCUCCACCAAGAUAGCACUCAAUUAAUAAAACAGAAAAAUAAGAAAGUUCUCUGAGUUAUCCAUAAAAAAGAAUGGCAGUAUUAGAUUUGAAUGAGUUUUUGUUAAAAGCAAACAAGUAGGAUAUAUUCAAAAAUUUCUUACAAGACGAAGAAGUAGAAAAUAAUUAGGAACUUUUUUAUUAUGAUUUCGAUUUUCUUAAAGAAUUCACAUAUUAUUUCCCUCAAAAUAAUCACACAGCAGUCUGUUUAAAUUACAAACGAAUUAUGAAAAAAUUAUAAUAAAGUUAAAGGAAAAACAUAAAACAAAUAAAUGUUAAUCAACCAAUUGCCUCAUAAAGAUAAAACUUUAGUAAAUUCAAAAAAGAUUCAUAUUGA
Messenger RNA from Tetrahymena thermophila SB210, 4323 nucleotides. RefSeq names its product cation channel family protein. Gene Ontology annotation, molecular function: nucleic acid binding; zinc ion binding. The record is from RefSeq and is a predicted model, not a curated record. Lineage: Eukaryota; Ciliophora; Oligohymenophorea; Hymenostomatida; Tetrahymenidae. The transcript has 10 exons.